AUGGCAGCCAGUGCCCUGCCCACGGCCGUUGAGUUAGCCGGCUUGAAUGACUUGGCCGCUGUUGUGCGCUUCACAGGCUUGGAACCCGUCACUUGGAGACAGGUGAAUCUCGCUUUGGGCAAUUGGCCGAACCUCCGGCUGUUGAGUCAAGCCCCUCCUGAUGGGAUUGCGGAAGCUUUAGCCACGAUGCAACUUCCUAGGUUGGGUGGCGAUGGCAAUCCUGUGGAUCCUCCUGAGAUGCGUGAGUUGACCAUGGUUGAGACUGUUCAGAUAGCCCUGAUCUGGCGGAUUGCACGUCAGACCUAUGGCAUGGAAGACAUUGACAUCUUGGCCCCAGGUGCUCUCAAUGCCAUCAAUGCUGUGGGGCCAGCUACAGCUACUGGUGCAAAUUUGACCCCUCUUCCUGUAGAAGUACAGAUCCCAGCACAGAACUUCAUAGCCAGGGGAGGAGGCGGCCGCAGGAUGAGCAAGAUGGACGCCGAGCUCAGUGACAUCUCAGAAGCGGCAAAGGAUGCAAUGGGAGGAAAGCUCAAAGGCUCAGACAAGCCACAUGGUGAAGGUGAGUCAAAGGCAGCCAAGAAAAGACGUCGUGACAAAGAGAAACGUGAGGAGGAUUGGAAGAAGUACCAGCAGAUGCAGGACAUACAGAGCUGGCACAAGAGCAAUUAUGAGUCAUCCAGCUGGCGUGGUCCGGGAGGGGGAAAGUCGUUUGAGAAAGGCAAGAUGCAACACCCCCGCAAGUACGGACAGUUCUUCGUGACGGACCGCGACGGCGACCAGAUUUGCUACAAGUUCGCUAAGGGUCAGCCAGGAGCCUGCAGUGAACCCUGUGCUGAUCAGCGAGCCCAUGUGUGUCAGGUUUGCUUGGGCCAACACCCGAACGUGCAGUGUCAGAAGAAGAGCACGAAGAAGGGUGAAAAGGUGAUCUUGCCACCAGAGGAGGUUGCGUGCAAAGAAGAAUUUGAAGAAGUUUCAAAGAAUUUAGCUGAUGAGCAAAAGACACGAAAGUUUGUCUUCGCAGGGUUCUUUGCGGGUAUGGGAGGCUUUUCGGAAGCAAUGAAGUUAGUGGGCAAGGACUUCACUGAGGUCCGUGCUACUUUGGAUGGAUACGCUGGAGAGUGGAACAUACUCGCAGAGGAGGACUACAACACGGCUUGUAUCCUUUGUGAAAAUGAAUUAGAUCAUGCUCACUUCGCACCGGCAUGCAGAACGAUGUCAAUGGCUAGGAGGAGUGAUAGAUUUGGGAGUGUGAAGAUCUUGCGAGAUGAAGCACGACCAGAAGGCUAUGGCCAUCCGGAUGCAGAAGAAUCAAACGAAAUGGUCAGAAGAAUGGUGUUGCUUUGCCUGAUGCUGCACAAACGCGGAUCAACGUUUGCCAUCGAGAAUCCCUGGAUGUCAUAUCUGUGGCUGUUGAAGUCGAUGCAAAAGCUCAUGAAGAUUCGCGGUGUGGAACUCAUAUGUUUGCAUCAGUGCGCCUACGGGGCUUCUUCGGUCAAACCCACAGGUAUCCUGACAGGUGCAACGUGGAUGAAAUUGGUUCGUAGACUAUGUCACGAAGUACGUGAUCACUUGCAUGCCACAUCACUGUGUGGCAAGGCUUGGGACUACAUCACCGAAAGAUGGAUAUGGAGAACCAGUUUGGCUGCAGAAUACCCUUGUGGCCUAUGCCUCGCUUGGAGCAAAGCCUUCGUUUGCUGGCGCAAAUCUCGGUUGGGCCAGAAAUGGAUGGAUGAGAGGAGCUUCAAGGUGGUUGGCAAAUGGAAGAAUGUGUUGGUCAGGGCCACGACAGUGAAGUCGAUCUCCCAUGACCAGAAGAGCAUUGCACUGACGCUCAAGGAGACAAGAGAGGAAGAGAACAAGAAAGCAGUUGGAGGACUGAGAAACCCACAGUCCGCGGUCUCAAAGAAUUUGAGACUCAGACAGACAGGUAUGAAAAUCAGGCAGGUGCUAGAACAGCACAUGAGAGAAGAGGAGAUAGAUGCAUUGGCAUCUGACAUGAAGAAAGGCACCAGUAUGGAAUGGGUGAGAGAAGUCAGAGGAGCCUUAUGCACAGUCUUCAAGGCGCAGGAGGAUAGCAAAGGACUACAGGCAGACCUAUGGCGUGCGAUUCUUGAGGAGGCGGAUGAUGCAGACAAAAGCAUGCUGCAAGGUGACUUCGAGGGCAAGUUGAAUAACUAUGUCAGCUUUGAAGAAGCUGGACAGUCGGCAGAGGAUCUGCUAGAAGAGAUGCGGAAGGCAGGGAGAACAGAAGUGUUUGAGUCAUGGAGUCAGGUAGUAGAAAAGUUCGGAGAUGAUGCUGUGAUGACAAAGCUGGCGUGCAUCACAAAGCUCAAAGAGAGUGGAGAACUAAAGCAUCGACUUGUCGUGGAUUGCAGGAAAAGUGGAGUCAACGGCCUGGCAACCGUCAGGGAACGGGUCAUUCUCCCCAAGGUGACCGACUUCGUCAAGUCAGUGCAUCGCGUAGCCAGCAAAAGAAGAGAGAUAGUUGAAAGAGACUACAAGUUUGAGUUGUUCUCCACAGACUUCUCCAAUGCCUUCUACAUGUGCCCACUACGUGCCUCGGAGAGAAGAUAUGUAGUCUUCAAGAGUGGCCGCGGCGAUUACCAUGUCAGCAAGUGUGUUGUCUUCGGGCUAGCCGCUGGACCACUGUUGUGGGCUCGCGUUGCUUCGGCGGCGAUGAGAGUGGCACAAGCGGUAAUGCAUAGCAAUGAGGCAGCAAUUGCAUGCUAUGUGGAUGACCCGUUGAUGGCUGUUUUGGGCCCCACGGCAAAAGCUCGCAUGAGGAGUUUCUGCAUGUGUACCUUGGUGUGGCAAGCUCUUGGGCUGGAUAUAGCAUGGCACAAAGGUUGUCAUGGAGACAUGGUUCCUUGGAUCGGAUAUGAGGUUAGCCUGUCGGGACGGGCGAAUGAAGAUGUCACCGUCAGAAUGGCUGAAAACAAGAGGAAAAAGCUCCAAGACACCUUUGAGGAGCUCCUUACCUACAAAGGCAUGUUGCCGUUGCGAUUGCUCCAACAUGCCACUGGUGUGCUUGGUUGGGCAUCAAGCAUACUGAAGUCUUCACGACCUUGGUUGGCCAUGCUGUAUGCCGCAGCUACACAGCACCAACGCCCAGAGCCUAUCCGAGUUCGUGCCCGGGAGAGGAAAGGCCUUGUGUUUGUCAAACAGGUUGCAAAUGCCUUGAGGUGGCUAAAUGCAAUGGUGCAGGAAAUUGAUGCGCAGAGACCUGGACUUCGCAGGACAUUCAAAUGGCGACCGGAUGCACCCCGGGUGUUGAUCCAAACGGAUGCUUGUCCAGCUGGCAUGGGAGGCUUUCUCCGAGUGGGCCAGAUGUACAUAGCAUACUGGCACACUGAAGUCACUGCACUGGACAGGGAGCUGAUGAACUCGGAAGUCGGCGACCCGUCGUUCCAAAACGAAUGGGGGUUGCUCACAAUUUGGAUGUCUCUCGAGGCCUUUGCACCAUGGCUCAGGGAGCAGUCCAUCACACCGCAGGUGCUGAUUCGCACUGACAACACUGCGGCACUCAGAGCAGCAGCUGAAUACAGAGCAAAGUCACCAAUCUUAAGCCAACUGGCUGCAGAGAUUUCGAUCCAGGUUGAAUUGAUGGAAUUGCUACCACUGAUGGCUGAGCAUGUGGCAGGCAUCGAAAAUGACAUUGCCGACAAGCUCAGUCGAAUGGACGCUUCAUCAAACAUGGAGCUGCCGUGGCAACUUCGAAAUGCAGCCUGGGUCGAUGCACCCGCAAGACAGAAGCAUAACUUCAGAGCUUGGCCGUGA
This is a messenger RNA of Durusdinium trenchii, 3777 nucleotides long. NCBI's taxonomy places the organism in Eukaryota, Dinophyceae, Suessiales, Symbiodiniaceae. The record is from the annotation of a GenBank genome assembly.